GAGCGUUGAGAUUCUCCGCCAGUCGCGAUCUUCACCUUAACUAAACAGGGUCAGUAUGGGUUCAGCGUCUAGUUUACUGGAUGAAAAAAGAGCCAACUACUUAAAAGGGCAAGUGGAUGCAAGAUUUAAUGAGUUCGCAACAAUUUAUAGGAAACAAUAUUUUCUAGCCUUCCUGUCCCACGUUCAGGAUGAACUUCAGCAACACAAAGAGCAACACACAAAGCUCCUCAAUCAAAAGAAUCCUUUAGAGCCGGGAACAGUCCUGUAUGAAGAGAAUCUAAUGUUCUUUGAGGAUGGCAAAAGGUGGAAACACAGAUUCGUGGUGGUGCGAGCCAAUUACAUCUUGGAGUGUCAUAAGAGCUACAAGGCAUUCAUGAAAGGUUACCCUCCGCUGCUCAGGCUAGUGCCUACAGGGGGCACUGUAUUCACUUCAGAACAGAAAUAUAUGGAGAUGCUGGACCAGUGUUGCCCUUUCACUAGCAAUGUCAAGGGAGAUUUUGUGCCUCUUGAGGAAAGCAUGCCAGGACAGUACCCACUUUAUCUCAGACUUCCGUACCGUAAGGAUCACUAUUUCUGUCUCUACAAAGAAGACCAGCAAACGGAAUUCCUCUCCAUCUUAUCAGAUUGCAUUCGCCACCAGAACAAAGACUUUCUCAAGAAGAAUACGUGUGAGGUUAAGGCCUUUCUCAAAGCUCUUCAGUUCUACAGGCAGGAGAAGGGCCAGUAUGAAUCAUGGGAUAUGCUCAUAGGCAGUGAUGUACGGGUGCUUGCUAAUCUGUUCAUGGAGGACCUUAUGCCCUAUCUGGAGACAGAAUUACAGCCGUUUCUGAAGACCAGGAAGACAGACAGGAGGAGAAUCUGGUUUAUGACAAUGGAAGCCGCUUAUUUUCGAAUGAAUGAACAUCUACUGGAGAGGCUGAACACAUUGAAGAAGGAAUGCAAAGACAUGGUGAAAGAGAAGGAGGUGUUCAUGCGCUCCGACAUGGAUCAGAUCAUCAGCUCCAGAGCUUUUCUGGAGGGCAAACUCAAAGCAAUGGUUGCUGAGCCAGCAACAAAAUACUGCGCAGAGCACGUGCAGCCGUACCUGCCAGCCGUCUUGGAGGAAGUGAUGGUGCCCAUCAGUCUGGGCUUCACAGAGGCCCGGCAGCUGAGUGAGGGCAUGAUGGAACAACUGUGUGAGGACUUCCAGGAAAGUGAUCAGAGUGAGGAACUCCAACAGGCUCUGUUUAAAAUGAGUAUGGCUAAUUUACAGAGCUGUUAUGAGAAAGUAAGCAAACUGUCAGAUCACAUCCAAGAACUACAGCCAACCUUCAACUACCCUGUCAAGGGUCUGCAGAACAGCACAGAGAUAGACAUAAAACAGUUGAUGGAGAAUGUCGAGUACACCUAUGAACUGCUUCUGAGAAAGGCCCUGGAGGACCCAUCCAUCAACUUCGGGACGGCCAUACAAAAGGCUUCAAACAGGGUUCUGAAGCAAUUUGACUAUGACAGUAGCACAGUGCGGAAGAAGAUCUUUCAAGAUGCACUGAUCAGCAUCACACUACCCAGCAUCAAGAAACAUUUAGCACCAUCCUUCAAAGAGGAGCUACCAAAAUUGGAGCAACACAUAUUUGCAGAUUAUUCAAACUUCAUCAAUGUGGAAAACGUGUAUGAGGAUGUUCUCCAACAGAUACUGGAAAAGGAAGUCCUCUUGGUGGUCAAUGAAGCCGCCAGCAAAAAGAAAUACAACCUGCUUACAGAGAGCAGAUACAAUUUCAGUCUCUCCAGCCUGUCUUCCACUCCUCCCAACAGCCCAGGAUACUUAAAGAGCUCCCCAAAUCCCAGCACAGCCCUUCCGCCCUACCCGUUACUGAACAAUGGCCUGAAAGCGAGCCGAACAUUCAGCGGUGAACCGGAGCAGGAGAUGAAGGGGGUCGGUCAGUCCUCCCUAAAGUCCAAAAACGCUCAGCCUAAUACAACACUGAGUCAAGAUCUGCCAAAAUCUGCACCUGUCACGGUCAAAGCUGAUGUGGGACAGAAUAAGACACUUUUGGACGAGAAUGUUGAUGAUGUGUUUGUCACUGCUGAUGAGAAAACAACUAAACAGACAGCGACCUCUAUGAACACUUCAGCUGAGACCAGACCAGAGCUUAUAACAGAUGAUUUGGUCAGUUCUGGUCCCAUCGGAAAGGUAACCGAAGCCCUACAACAGGCUGCUACUUCCAGAACGAAAGAAGCUAAUGUACCUACAGCAGUAAUCAGCCCUGUUAAUGUGACCUCCAGCUCUGGAGGUGAGGCUGAGCUCACAGCGCCCCCUGCUGGAGAGGAGGACAACAUCAGCCCAAUUGCGGUUUGUUUACCUAUUAAAAAUGCAGGUGUUAAUAAAAUGGAUGAUGCUGAUGACAUCAUUGAAAAAUUAUCAGGCAGCCAACAAAUCAUCAAUCCAGAAAUAUCAUCAUCAGACCCAGUCAAGGAAGCCAAACCCCUGGACUGUGUGCAAGAGAUCCGGGAUCUUGUAGUGGAGGUCACUGAAAUAGAGGAGAUCAUUCAGCCCUCAAAAGACAAUGAGGAAAGCAUUCAGAAAACGUUGUCUAAAGAUAAUGAAGAAAACAUUCCCAAAAUGUUGUCCGAAGAUCACGAGUCUGUGGUUUAAGUUUCCAAUUCUGG
Messenger RNA from Triplophysa rosa, 2646 nucleotides. It is a transcript of the gene niban1a, whose product is annotated as niban apoptosis regulator 1a. The record is from RefSeq and is a predicted model, not a curated record. NCBI's taxonomy places the organism in Eukaryota, Metazoa, Chordata, Actinopteri, Cypriniformes, Nemacheilidae. The coding region runs from base 56 to 2632 and encodes 858 amino acids. The transcript has 14 exons.